GGAGUGUGUGUGCGAGAGAGAGAGAGAGAGAGCGCUCCGAGUGCGCGCAUAGGCUCAACGCACCAGCUCCGAAGUCGGCGCUGAGCGAAGCGUCCUGCAGUAGCUACUGAAGAUAAACCAAGUUGUGCUGGAGCUGCGCUUUGAAGAGCAGCUCCGGGCGCGAUAGAUCAGAACAGAAUUUAUUUGGGAAUCGCACAGUUAUGAAAAAUGAAUUAAACUGAAGAGGACCUUCUCAAAAAUAAAACCAAGACAAUUUUACAGAAUACCAGAAUGGCAGGACAGAAAGAAUAAAAAAUGAAUGUGGAGAAAGUAGAGGAAAAAGUCUUGCAGUCACCUUUAAUCAUCAGGGAUGAAAAUGGCAAUAGAUGUGUGAGUAACACCAUUGGAUCUUUGAAUGGAGGCACUGUUAGUCAUCCUCACCAAGGAGUAGAAAAUGAAGGCUGUAAAAUAUUUAAAGAUACAGCUGGGCUCAAAACCAUUUCUUCAAGUCCACGCAUUGAAGAGCAAGACUUGCAGAAAGUUGCCAGUGAUUAUAUUUGCAUGGGGACUUCAGACCUGAAGGCCACACAGUACUCUUUUUCAAAUGAACAAUUUUACAUGGAUGCCAUGAAUCAGACUUUCCUGGAGUCAGAGAGCUGUGGCAAAGAAAGCCUUGCAAAGGAACAGAAUUGUAGUACUGGGAAAUCAAUGCCUUGUUGCCAGACAGAUCUCAUGAAUUUAGUACCCCUGGCCUCUAAGGAAAGGAGCACUAUUGAAAUCCAACAUGCAUUAGGAAGUGCCCAAAUGGAACAGAAAGAUGCUAAUACAAAUGAAUCUUUAAUUACAAUAAUAAAUUUGGAGGACACAAUGAGUAAAUGUUAUGAAGUAGCAGGUAUUUCUGUCAGUUCUCAGAAAUUAGGUGAAACUUUCAUCUGUGACUACCACGCUGGCUCUCCUAACCUAGAAGUUUUCAUCAAUUCAAAUGCAGCAGAUAUAUAUCUAGAGAAGGGUGUGCAAUCUAUUUCCCUUUCAAUGGCAGAAGAUGAGGUCACCAAUUAUAUUGAUUUAGUUUCGCAGAAUAGUGAACAGCCUGAAAAGCAAGGACAGCAGGAGGCUGGUUCUUACAGUAAGCAAUUAUCUGAACCAGAACAGUUUGAUAUGUGGAAAGACAAGCAUAAGAAAUAUAUGCAUAGCACUCCUGAACAAGAUGAAAAUAAAUCGCUGGCUAGGCCUAGUAUAGAUUAUGAUAUACAUGACAUUUGCCAUUUAGCCACUGAAAGCUUUGAUGAGCAUUCCAAACUGGAAUUUUGUGAAGAUGAAGUGCACAUGACCAAAAUCCAGAAUCUUUUCAAAGAAAAUGAGGCUUUGUUGAAGGGACCUAGUGAAAUAUAUGAGCACAUACAAAAUGAUACACAAAAGCCAGAAAGAGUUGCUUUGUCUGAGCACAACUGUCAAGCAACUUUCAUUGUUUAUAACUCCCCAGCCAAUGACCAUACCUUGACUUGCCCUCCUACUGUGGGGUCAAAAAAUGCAACUUUUGCUGUCAUUUCCAUGCCAGAUGAUCCUGGUGAUGGAUCUAAACCUGGAAAGAAUACUCCCUUGGUAAAAGAUCAUUUCAGGAGUCCUUCACUUAAAAAUAAUCCUGAACAAAUUGUAGUAAAAUCAACAAAAAGAUCUCCUCUUACAGCUACUAUAACCAAAGCUAGGAAAGCAGAAAUUGUGAGCUUUCCAAAACCAAAUUUUAAAAACAUUAAGCCAAAAGUUGUCUCUAGGCCUGUGCCACAAUGUAAGGACAGUGCUGCUCUAAAAAUAACUCCAAGAUCUCCACAGCUAUCUACUGCUUCCUCCUCCUCCUUGUCUUCCUCGCCAAAGCAACCAUCUUUUUUGUUUGCAGCACUGAGGAAAAAAAAGGACUUGGAUAAAGGCACCAAACCAGAAACACCUAUGAAUAAGACUCAUAAGCAACAUUUUAAUAAACAGCUUCCUAGCCAAGGUGUGCAUGCUCCAACUUAUUCUGAAAAUGUUUCUCAGAAGAUUCCAAAACCAGUGUUAAAGCAGACUGUGGAUCAGGUUGAGAGAGCAAAGCAUCUCAGUUCAUCAUGCUUCCCUAUGGCUCUAAAGAGCUCCCAGAACUAUGGUGGGUCACCAGGUGAAGGGAUGGAUAAUGCAGAAACUUUGAUUCAGCCUUGGGCUGUGAGUAGCUGCCAAAGAGCUCAAGAAAACAAGCAUUCAAAUGACUGUUCAGGGAUUCCAAGCAAGACAUCUACCCAAGAGGUUAUAAACAAUGGCCAUGGACUAGUGCAGAUUUGUUCGGUUUCUUUGUCUAAAACAGACACAGCACAAGGACAAGGUUUUCCUAAAGGCAGUCCUGUACCGCCAUCUAAAAUUGCAUUCCCUUCUAGGAGAGGAAGUGAGAGUAAAAAUACUCAUGCAACCAAACUUUCAUCUCCUCAAAGACAUAUUUUAUCGUCAAACUCUGGAGUAGGAACUCCCAGGGGAAGGCUUACUACUGUGAAGGCCUUAUCAAGAUCUUCAGCUAGUUCUGGCCUCAGUUCAAAGGUGCCCAUUAGAGGACCAGGACAUCAGAGAACCUCUAGCAUCUCUUCAGUCAGCAGCACUCAGAGUGACCAAAGUACUUUCAGCAAUGAUUCUACAAGUGCUACUAUUAUCAAGAACGGAGAAUGCACUCCCAAAUCUGCAUGUCAGAAUGGUACUGCCAGAUCCAUCUCUCUCAAGCCGGUGUCCAGGCCACGAGUCCUUUCACUGAAAAAUACACCAAAAGGAGCAAAAGGUAAAUUAGCCUUAGUGAACCAAUGUGUUCCCAAGCCUGCUGGACCUAUUCUUCCAGGGAAAAGAACAAAUGAUCUAAGAGGGAGUCAACGAUUAGGACCUUCAGCACAAAAUGGAUCACGGCUUUUAUUGUCAGUCUUUAGCUCUGUUGGCCAGGGUAAGCAGAAGAGCCCUAAGAAUUCAUCUCUACAGACCAGGACUUCUAAGGAAGUACAAGCAGAAACAAAAACACAAGAGUUGACGCAAUACAAAAGAAAAUGUGAAAACCAAAGUGGAAUUAUCCAGCAGCUGAAGAAAUGUUUGGCAAACAGCAAUAGGAAAUUAGAAGCAUUAGCUCUUGUGAUCCAGCACUUUCAAUCUGAGAGAGAAGAAGUGCUUUCCCAGCGUAAAGAGUUAUCACUGGAACUUCUCAACCUUCGUGGAGAUCUGGUCACUACUACCGCUGCCUGUGAGAAAUUGGAGAAAGACCGAACUGAAUUGCAAGCAGCUUAUGAAGGGUUUGUGCAGAAGCUGAACCAACAGCACCAAAGUGAUGUAUUGGAAUUGGAAGAGCGGCUGAAACAGUUCUACACAGCUGAGUGUGAAAAACUUCAGAGUAUCUGCAUUGAAGAAGCUGAAAAAUACAAAGCACAACUUCAGGUGCAGGUUGACAACUUGAAUAUAACACAUGAAAAUUUUAAGCUAGAACUUGAAACCAGUCAUGCAGAAAAGAUAGAAGAAUUGAAGAAGGAAUAUGAAUCUUCUUGUUCAGAACUCAAGGCUACCCAUGAAUUAGAAAGAAAGUCACUUGAAGAAUCUUUCCAUGAGAAGCAAGAAGAACUGGAGAAAAAAAUAGCUGAAUUACAAAGUGAAAAUGAUUGCUUAAAUGAAAAGCUGAAGUUGGAAGAACAAAAACGAAUAGCCAAAGAAAAAGCACACUCUAAAAAUCCUCAGAUUAUGUACCUGGAACAAGAACUGGAAAGUUUGAAAGCAGUAUUGGAGAUCAAGAAUGAGAAAUUACACCAGCAAGAUAACAAACUAUUGAAGGUGGAAAAACUGGUGGAGAGCAACACUGCCCUGGUAGAGAAAAUGAGAAAAGUUCAACAGGAGAAUGAAGAAUUAAAAGCUCGGAUGGACAAACAUAUGGAACUUUCCAGGCAACUUUCCACUGAGCAAGCAGUUUUGCAAGAAUCUUUGGAGAAGGAAUCCAAGGUAAAUAAACGUCUAUCAAUGGAAAAUGAAGAACUUUUGUGGAAGCUACACAAUGGGGACCUUUGCAGUCCAAGAAAACUCUCCCCUGGCACUCCACCAAUGGCCUUUCAGUCACCAAGAAAUUCCAGCUCUUUCUCCAGUCCCACUGUGUCACCCAGAUGACACUACUGUGAAGAGACACUCUCCCUUCAAGCAUUUCCUUCACACUCUGCAGAACUGAAAACAUGGAUUGAGGGAGCAAAAAGCUAUAAAAAUGCAGAUGUGCUUCACUGUGUCUGAAAUACAACUGGAAAGAACUGCAUUGAGAAAUAUCUAUAACAUGUUCAAGGUUCAGGAGCAGGAAACCAAACUGUGGUCCUCCUUGUUAAAGAAAAAGGACUUCAGAAAUAACUUCUCCAAAUGAUGUUGCACAAAGCACUUAAAGAGCAAGAAAUAUCUUGUUCACUUUUGCCUUUUUCACCUAACUCUAGGGAAAAAUUGCUCAGGGGCUUAUAAAUAAAUGAUUGCAACCUUUAAUGCGUUCCUCCUUAUAGAUAUGUUCUUGAGACUCUGGGUGUGUGCAUAAAUGACUUAGAUGCAGCAUACCAUCUUUGCCAUGUAUAUGAUAGAGGAUAAACACUGAAGAAAUUAGGGUCAUAUUAUUCAUGAAUAAAAUUUUCUCAUAAUGCAUGUUUUAUCAAAGUUUUUUUUCCCCUUUCUUGGGAUAAAGAAAAACUGCCACUUGUACUAUAUGUUCUCCGUUAUCUCUGUAUGUCAGUUUAGUAAACGAUUGAAAGGAGAUGCUAUUUCUGUUUGGUUGUCUACCUGUUUCAUUGUGGAAAGUAAUGAGUCUGGUCAUCUCCUUUCCAGGCAUAAUUACAUUGUACAAAAUAUUAUUUUUCAUCUUCUCCACAUAUAUGUCAAAAUUAAAUUGCUUUCCUCUAGCUAUAUUAUUCAGUCUUUACAAAAACGCACAUCAGUGUAGUAGAAAGUUCAGAUAUACCCACAAACAUUUAGUGUCCAUACCUACAGGGUCUUAUCUGACUCAAAAUAGCAGUGCUUCAGAGCACAGGAGGAAAACAAUGCAGAUGUACUUAUUUUAAAAGGAGCAAGAGGCUAUAGAAAUGUACCGUGUUGCUUUGUAAUAUACUGAACUGAUAAUUUAUCAAUGUGCACUUUACUCAGUAAAUGCUAUAAGGAGCAGUCCAUUCACUACAUUCAUCAGUAAGAUUUAUUAACAUUUUCCCAUUGGCUGCAGAAUUCAUUACCCUCUGUUUCAUUUGAUAGGUUUUCUUUGACCUUCUUGAGUUAAACAAAAUCUUAUUGUUUUGUAAUACUUAUCUCUUGGGUAGCAUUUAAUUCUGCAUUGCAAAUUUAAAAACAGCAUAGUGCAUGUCUGCUCUUGUUAAUGACCUGUUCAGUUUUUAUUUUUCUGAGAUUUAAAAUCUCUUAUUUGUACAAAUGACCU
Molecule: messenger RNA, 5407 nt
Organism: Notechis scutatus (mainland tiger snake)
Lineage: Eukaryota; Metazoa; Chordata; Lepidosauria; Squamata; Elapidae
Gene: MTUS1
Product: microtubule associated scaffold protein 1
Biological process (GO): regulation of macrophage chemotaxis
Cellular component (GO): nucleus; cytoplasm
Molecular function (GO): microtubule binding
Source: RefSeq, a predicted model, not a curated record